GCUAGCUGGGUAUGCUGAGUAUUUGUUAGUGUGUACGUGUGGUGUGUGUGAAUGUCAAUAUGUACAUUAAAUAACUUAAAGGCAUAGAGUGAGUUCCCCUCUCUGUGUGAAUACUUAAUCUCUCGCUCUCUCGCUCUCUCUCCGGUUACUUUAGCGCUCGCUCUCUCUCUCUCUCCAGUUACUUUAGCGCUCUCUCUCUCUCUCCGGAUACUCUCUGGCCCUACUUUUAGCACUGGAUCGUGCUUAGACUCUCAGUGGUGUUUUGACCACAAUCGUAAAACAACCCCCACAGUCCAGGACACUUGGGAUCUCUCUCUCCUUGCCCGCCUGGCCUCCAGAGGACCCCAGACCCCCCGCUAUCCUGCUCCUCUCUGCCCAGCCAUGGAGCCCUUUGCUGAGGUAAGACCCAGGUUCCCUUAUUCGAGGUAGGGGAUGGAGGCCCCAGUUGGAUCAACUCAGGUCCUCUGUCUGAGGCUGAGGACCGGCUGGUCUACAUGAACUUCAUGAAGAGCCACUGCUGCUACGACGCCAUCCCCACCAGCUCCAAACUGGUGGUGUUUGACACCACCCUCGAGGUGAAGAAAGCGUUCUUUGCUCUGGUUGCCAACGGCGUCCGUGCUGCUCCUCUCUGGGACAGCAAACUGCAGGUGUUUGUAGGUAUGCUGACCAUCACAGACUUCAUCAACAUCCUGCAGCGUUACUACACAUCUCCCCUGGUGCAAAUCUAUGAGCUGGAGGAACACAAGAUCGAGACAUGGAGAGAGAUCUAUCUGCAGUACUCUGUCAACAGUCUGAUCAGCAUCUCCCCUAAUGCCAGUCUGUUUGAGGCCGUCUACUCUCUGCUGAAGCAUAAGAUCCACCGGCUUCCGGUCAUUGACCCAUUGUCUGGCAACGUUCUACACAUUCUCACCCACAAACGCAUACUCAAGUUCCUUUACAUCUUCGGUUCUUUGCUUCCUAAGCCUCGGUUCCUUCAAAAGAGGAUCCAGGAGGUGGCAAUUGGGACAUUUAAGGAAAUCGCCACUGUGCUGAUCUCGGCCACCGUCUACGAUGCCCUGUCUGUGUUCGUAGAGCGACGGGUGUCUGCUCUACCGGUGGUCGACCAAAAAGGGAAAGUUGUGGCUCUGUACUCACGCUUUGAUGUUAUCAAUCUAGCAGCCCAGAAGAGUUACAACAACCUGAACAUGAGCAUGCAGGAGGCGCUGGCAAGCAGGUCCUGCUCGAUGGAGGGGGUCCUCAAGUGUUACCCCUACGAGACCCUGCAGACCAUCAUAGACCGCAUCGCUAAGGCUGAGGUGCAUCGGCUGGUGCUGGUGGACAGUAAGGAUGUGGUCCAAGGGAUCGUGUCUCUGUCUGACCUCCUCCAGGCAUUGAUACUCAACCCUGCAGACAUAUAUGUUCCUUAGCAUUGUGAAGUUGGAGACUAGCAUUAGAACCAAGCACCGCGUCUUGGUGGGGCGGUAGUUGAAACCUUCCCAUGACAUGGGGGAAGAGAAGAGUGUGUGAAGAAGAAGCUUUCGUGGGCUGACCUGGAUGUGUCUUUGAGCAAGGCAUUAGUUGGCAGACUGACGGAGGUAGGCGCCAACCUCAAGAGCUCAGGGUGAAAAGCCAACUCUCCAUGAGCUCCAACCCAGUAGAGGCAGGAGAUCUGUACUCCUGUUGUCUUACCAAUGAAGGAUGAAGAACUUGAUGUGAUAAAACUCCUGCGCUGGCGCCUCUACCAUGACCUGGAUGUCGUAUUGCUGUCCACUGGGCUUGGUCAAAGAUGAAGACCUCUUGUUUUACUAUAAAAUGAUCAAUGUAAUUUCACCAAAGUAUCAACACUCACUCUAAUAAACACGAUCAAUGUUG
Gadus macrocephalus (Pacific cod) is the source of this 1851-nucleotide messenger RNA. It is a transcript of the gene prkag3b, whose product is annotated as protein kinase, AMP-activated, gamma 3b non-catalytic subunit. The coding region runs from base 495 to 1406 and encodes 303 amino acids. The record is from RefSeq and is a predicted model, not a curated record. The transcript is spliced from 13 exons. NCBI's taxonomy places the organism in Eukaryota, Metazoa, Chordata, Actinopteri, Gadiformes, Gadidae.